CGCAUCCCCAGGGUGGAAGCGACCCGCCGCCGUCGCCAGGUCAUGUACCUCCGCCGCCCGCGGCGCCCCCGCCGCGGAAACUCCCGUCUCCGGCCACGCACUGCCCGCGCGAGCAACCCGCCUCGCCGCGCCACCCGCAACCGCCGCGACCCACCACCGACUGCGGCGCCACCGGCGACGAAUUUGAAUCGCCCGCAGGAUCGCCUAACCCUAUCCGUCCGGACAUACCGUUUCGCUCCGUGAUACCAAAAUUGCGCCAGCACAACAUUGGCUUCUACUGUCUGCCUCUCUUGCAACCUUUCCCCUUCGUCUGCGCCGGCUCCUAGAACGCUGCUUCUCAAUUCCUCAUAUGUGUUUUUCUUCCAUUGCUAUAUUCACCGGUUAUUGCUACCUCAAGAAGCAAUUUCAUUGCUCGUCUACCAUUUAUUCAGGUCCACACAAGGAAAAUUCAAAAAAAAAGAGCGAAAGCAGGUUUCAUCCAUCAUUGACUAGGAACAAUUCCAGUGCUCGUCCUUCAAUUUAUUCAGGCCAUUCCACACACAAAAAAGAUCGUAAAAACAAAGUGGAAAUUUUGUCUUAAUUGCUUGUCAUCCUAUUUUUCCAUUCUGUACUUGUUCAUCUCCAUAUUAUGUGUGUCAUCAUUUAGUAUCUUUCUGGAUGGAGUCUGUUCUCUUUUUUUCUCUCUAGAAACACCUCUUAAUCUCUCUUUCAGCCCUAGUGACCUUCAUCUUAGAGCAGGAAACUCCCAUAGUUUGUCUUUCUGCACCAAAGAUCUGUCAUCUGUGCAUCCACAAAAUAAAGAUAACUCCCCUCCACAUACACCAAAAAAGUAAGUACAGAAAACCUGCAAUCUGAUGGCGGCAGUGGCCUUAGCUGCCUUAAGAUUGGCUUCAUCUCCGGUCUUGAUGAAGCUCCUUGCUAAUGCUUCAACAUUCCUUGGAGUGGAUAUGGCGCGUGAGCUCCAUGAACUGGAGACCAUUAUGAUGCCGCAGUUCGAGCUGGUGAUUGAAGCAGCAGACAAGGGGAACCACAGGCUCAAGUUGGAUAAAUGGCUUCAGGAACUCAAAGAAGCCUUUUACCUGGCCGAGGACUUGAUGGAGGAGCAUGAGUACAACCUCCUCAAGCGCAAAGCAAAAGGGAAGGAUUCCCUGCCGGCCGAUGCCUCCUCCAUCAGCAACACUCUAAUGAACCCUCUGCGUGCUGCAUCGAGCAGGCUCUCCAAUCUGAGCUCAGAAAACAGAAAUCUAAUUAGCCAGCUGAAACAACUGAAGGCUACCCUGGCGAAAGCCAAGGACUUCCGUGAACUGCUCUGCUUACCAGCUGGUUCUAAUAUUGCAGGGAGCCCCACCGUACCAUCAGCUUCUGCUAUUCCCGAGGCUACGUCACUGCUACCUCCGAAAGUGAUUGGCCGUGACAAGGAUUGCGAUCGUAUAGUAGAUCUUCUUACCAAGACAACUGGUACUGUAGCUAGUACAGCUAUGUUCUCGGGUUUGGCCAUUGUUGGAGUUGGAGGUAUGGGAAAGUCCACAUUGGCACAGCUUGUUUACAAUGACAAGAGGGUAAAAGAAUAUUUUGAUAUGACAAUGUGGGUAAGCAUCUCACGUAAACUUGACGUCCGUCGUCAUACGCGUGAGAUCAUCGAGUCUGCCUCACAGGGUGAAUGCCCACGCAUUGAUAACCUUGAUACUCUGCAGCGCAAGUUGACAAACAUACUGCAGGAAUCAGGGAAAUUCCUGCUUGUGUUGGAUGAUGUCUGGUUUGAACCUGGCAUGGAGACGGAGUGGGAGCAACUGUUAGCUCCUCUUGUUUCCCAACAGACGGGAAGCAAAGUUUUGUUAACUUCUCGACGGCAUACAUUUCCAGCUGCUCUUUGCUGUGAAGAUGUGUUUCCACUAGAAAACAUGGAAGAUACUCAGUUCUUGGCACUCUUCAAACACUAUGCAUUCUCCGGAACAGAAAACAGAGAUCCGCUAUUGCGGGAAAGGCUUGAAGAUUUUGCAGAGAAGAUUGCCAAAAGGCUUGGGCAAUCCCCUUUGGCGGCAAAAGUUGUGGGUUCCCGGUUGAAAGGGAAAACGCAUAUCACUGCAUGGAAGGAUGCUUUAACUAUAAAGAUUGACAAAUUAAGUGUUCCCAUGAGAGCUCUGUUAUGGAGUUAUGAGAAGUUAGAUCCAUGCCUGCAGAGGUGCUUCCUAUAUUGCAGCUUAUUUCCGAAAGGCCAUAAUUAUGUUAUUGAUGAGUUGGUUCAUCUUUGGAUGGGAGAGGGAUUUUUUGACUCAUCCAACCCAAACAAUAGAGUGGACGAUAUUGGGAGGGAUUGCUUUAAUGAGAUGAUCUCUGUUUCCUUCUUUCAACCAGUUUACGAUAAAUACAUUCGCUACUAUGUUAUGCAUGAUCUCCUUCAUGAUCUGGCGGAAUCACUCUCUAAAGAAGACUACUUCAGAUUGGAAGAUGAUAAGUUGACAGAAAUACCCUACACUGUUCGACAUCUAUCUGUUCGUGUUGAUAGUAUAAAGCAACAAAGGCAAAGUAUCAGCAAGCUACAUCAUUUACGCACUUUUAUCUGCAUAGACCCCCUAAUGGAUGAUGUAAGUGACCUUUUCAAUCAGAUAAUACAAAGCAUGAAGAAGUUGCGUGUACUAUGUUUGUCAUCUUACAGCAGUAGUAAGUUGCCAGAAUCUGUUGGUGAGUUGAAGCAUCUUCGGUACUUGAACAUCAUUAGAACACUGAUUACUGAAUUACCAAGAUCUCUAUGUUCUCUUUACCACUUGCAGUAUCUUCGGUUCAAUUGCCAAGUUGAGAGCUUGCCUAUGAAACUCUGCAAUUUGAGGAAGUUACGGCAUCUUGAACGGCAUGAUGAUCGAAUGUACAGGCCAUACAGGCAAGCAGUGCCUCAAAUUCCUAACAUUGGCAAGCUAACUUCGCUUCAACAACUUGAGAAAUUUUCUGUGCAAAAGAAAAAGGGAUAUGAGUUGCAACAACUGAGGGACAUGAACAAGAUUGGUGGCAGUUUAACUGUCACAAAUCUUGAGAAUGUCGCUGGGAAGGUUCAGGCCUUGGAGUCGAAGCUGCACCAGAAAAUUCAUCUUGACAGCUUGAAACUUGUCUGGAGUUGCAAGAAUAACACGAAUGCAGAAGAUAAUUUACAUUUGGAGAUUCUAGAAGGCCUAAUGCCAUCGCCUCAACUUGGAGGCCUUACAGUUGAUGGUUAUAAAUCAUCCAAAUAUCCGGUCUGGUUACUUGAUGGUUCAUAUUUUGAGAAUUUGAGAUCUUUAAGCUUUGUUAAUUGCUGUGCAUUAGAAAGCCUACCAUCCAAUACUGAGCUAUUUGGGAAUUGCUCUUCACUCGCCCUCUGCAAUGUUCCAAAUCUGAAGACAUUACCUUGUCUUCCCCAAGGACUUGAAUCUUUAAAAGUAGACACAUGCCCACUGCUUAUAUUUAUUUCCAACGAUGAGCUGGGACAUCAUGAUCAGAGAGAGAAUAUCAUGAGGACAGACCACUUGGCAUCACAACUUCGUUUAAUCUGGGAGGUGGAUUCAGGAUCAAACAUUAAGAGUGUUGUCUCGUCGGAACAUUCAUUUCUAAAGAAGUUGAUGAUAUUGAUGCAUGCUGACGUGUCACAUGUUGAAAACCUUGGAAGUGCUCUAGAAAGAGAUAAAGGUGAACCAUUGGUUAAAGAGGAUAUCAUCAAGGCAUGGAUAUACUGUCACGAGCAAAGGAUGGGACUCGUGCAUGGAAAGAGCAUUGGGCUGCCACUGGUUCCACCAUCAGAUCUUAGUGAACUAACUCUUUCAUCAUGCAGUAUUACAGAUGAAGCUUUAGCUGUUUGCCUUGAUGGCCUGGUUUCACUGAGAGAAUUGUCCUUAUGUGGUAUUAUGACUUUAACUACACUUCCUUCAGAAGAGGUACUCCAACAUUUGACAAAACUUGACAUCUUGUCCCUCCUAUCUUGCUGGUGUCUCAGGUCAUUGGGGGGCCUACGAGGUGCUACCUCUCUUUCAAGCUUUCAAUUGUCUUCCUGCCCUUCUUUAGAAUUAUCAUGUACUGGAUCAGAAUGUUUGCCAUCAUCCCUUAAGAGCCUCAGAGUAUCCUAUUGCAUGCUCACAGCUGACUUCCUCUGUACUGACUGGCCACCCAUGGAAACUAUCUCCAUAGUGAACUGCAGAAGCACCGCAUGCUUGUCGUUUGGCAGUCUUACCUCUGUUAAGUUCUUCGUACUCUAUCACUUACCGGAUUUAUGUACGCUGGAAGGAUUGUCUUUGCUGCCACUUAAAGUGUUACAUUUGAUUGAUGUUCCAAAACUCACCCCCGAGUGUAUGUCACAGUUUCGUGUCCAGGGAGCACUCGUUGUUAGCAGUACCAUAAUACUCAACAACAUGCUCUCGGCUGAAGGUUUCACAGUUCCAGGAUUUCUCUCUGUGCAAGGUUGCAGCGAACCAUUCAUUUCAUUCGACGAAUCCACAAAUUUCACAUCUGUCAAGAGGCUGAGAUUUUGGGAUUGUCAAAUGACUUCCCUGCCAACAAAUAUGAAGUGCUUCUCCAAUCUGAAGAAUCUCGACAUCUACGACUGCCCUAACAUGUCAUCUUUACCAGAUCUGCCAUCUUCCCUCCAACACAUAUAUGUACGGGGUUGUGAACUCUUGAAUGAAAGCUGCCGGGCACCUGAUGGAGAAAGUUGGCCAAAGAUCGCGCAUAUCCGCUGGAAGGAAUUUAUUUAGUUGAAGUGUGACACUUACAAACAAAUGGAAAGGUAAAGCUCCCAUCGGCCACGUUGGAACUCCAAGAGCGCGUGAACCGUGAGAUGGUCAUCGUGUGCGGCUGACCAGCAAUCUCACGUCCCACGCGGUAGGUCUUCAGUCUCUGCGGCAGAGACUCUGCCUCGCGCGCAACGGCGUCGAUUCUCCCUCGCCGGCGUCCUAGUUGCUCCCCUCCAGCCCGGCCCCCUGCGUCGACCUCGCCUCCUUUCCUGCACACAUAUUUGCAAAGAGAUGCAAAUUGUCAAGUGAAGUAAGUUCAGACUGCAGAAGUAAGAAGGAUGCAGGGUUCAUGCAGUUUUAUAUGUGUAUUCAAAAUAUGAAUGUAUGUAACCAAGUUGUACCAUGAUGUAGAUUCAUUUGAUGUCAGGAUGUAUAUUUAUUUCCACAUAUAUUCUUUGUUACUUACUGUCGGGAUGUAUUUUAGUUCAAACAAGGUUGUGUGCUUUUUGCUCCUUCAAAAAGGGAAGAGCACUUCUAGAUCUGCAAUAUGAUAGAUCACAGGUGAUUUUUGUU
Messenger RNA from Lolium perenne, 5267 nucleotides. RefSeq names its product putative disease resistance RPP13-like protein 1. Lineage: Eukaryota; Viridiplantae; Streptophyta; Magnoliopsida; Poales; Poaceae. Gene Ontology annotation, molecular function: ADP binding. The record is from RefSeq and is a predicted model, not a curated record.